Megalops cyprinoides (Indo-Pacific tarpon) is the source of this 5118-nucleotide messenger RNA. Its product is annotated as ephrin-B2a-like. Gene Ontology annotation, biological process: ephrin receptor signaling pathway; axon guidance; blood vessel morphogenesis. NCBI's taxonomy places the organism in Eukaryota, Metazoa, Chordata, Actinopteri, Elopiformes, Megalopidae. Gene Ontology annotation, cellular component: plasma membrane. Gene Ontology annotation, molecular function: ephrin receptor binding. The record is from RefSeq and is a predicted model, not a curated record. The coding region runs from base 694 to 1713 and encodes 339 amino acids. The transcript has 5 exons.
AGCAUCUAGGCGCCCUGUAAUUUUGCAAACCAGUUCCACGGAUCUGCAGGACUCAUUCGCAGCAAUCCUUUACAGCUGAAUCGGACUCUGGAAUGAGAACUUUAACUUGACUUUGAUUGUUAAUUUUAUUUUUUAUUUUUCAUUAUCAAUAUUAUUUUUUAUUAAUUUUACAAUCUGAUUCGCAGAUUAUUUGUUGUUUGCUAUGGGAAUACAUUAGAAUCGCGCUUUUAUUUUUUUUUAACUACUCUUGGAGAACCCAUGCAGUUGGAUUGAUAACCUACCUCCUUGCUUGGCGAUUCCCGAGCAAACCGCGGAUUAUUGUGUGCAUAUUUCCGUUCGGGGAAGGGACAUCGGCAGCGGUGUUGGUCGUCCUGAUCCAAGGAAUGUACCCCAUUCACAUCGGAUCACUAAAGAGUAUUAGCGCGGUGUCAUCUGAAUGAAAGACUGUCGUGCGGCUCAGUUUUCCCCUCUCUUGCAUUCGGGAGGAGAUCGGGAGCUGUCCGGGUGCGUGGGAGAAUUACGCGCUCGCUAAACGCGGCCGCUUGUCUAGCGUCGUGGGACUGACUCAGUCUUUUCGUGGGGAUCUUUAUUUUUUUCCCUCUGGAGCAGGAUUACAGAGUUUGGUUGUGUGUCACAGUCACUCUCGUUCAUUUCCCCCAUUAUUAUUACAAUCUCAGAUUGUGAUCUGCCGUGAUGAAUGCAAUAAUGGGGGACUCGAUGUGGAGAUACUAUUUCGGAGUUUUGGUCAUUGCGUGCAAGGUGAACCUGUCCCGUGCGACGAUUUUAGAGUCCAUCUACUGGAACACAACAAAUACCAAAUUUGUCCCAGGCCAGGGUCUGGUCCUGUACCCCCAGAUCGGGGAUAAGAUGGACAUUGUGUGCCCGCGGGUGGACGGCGGGGUGGGCGAGGGGGUGGAGUAUUACAAGCUGUACAUGGUCCAGCGGGCGCAGCUGGAGAGCUGCACCAUCACCAAAGCGGACACACCCCUGCUGAACUGCGUCAAGCCCGACCAGGACGUCAAGUUCACGCUCAAGUUCCAGGAAUUCAGCCCUAACCUGUGGGGCCUGGAGUUUUUGAAGGGUCGGGACUACUACAUCAUCUCUACAUCUAAUGGCACCAUGGAGGGGUUGGAGAACCAUGAAGGGGGCGUGUGCAAGACCAAAUCCAUGAAGAUCGUCAUGAAAGUGGGGCAGAGUCCGUCCGAUCCAGUUUCAUCCAAAGAUUACCCGACCAGGUACCCCCCGAAGCACCCGGACGGAGGAGGAAAGGACCACGGCAGUAAAGAGAAUGAUGUGGUGGAUAAGCACGACGCCUCGCAGAGAGAGGGCGAGACUGACAGCAAGGGCGGCAAGCCGUCCAGCAUAAUCGGCUCGGAGGUGGCGCUCUUCGCCGGCAUCGCCUCAGGCAGCGUGAUCUUCAUCAUCAUCAUCAUCAUGCUGGUGCUGCUGCUGCUCAAGUACCGGCGGCGGCACCGCAAGCACUCGCCCCAGCACUCCGCCACGCUCUCGCUGAGCACGCUGGCCACGCCCAAGCGCGGCAGCGGCGGCAAUAACAACGGCUCCGAGCCCAGCGACAUCAUCAUCCCGCUCAGGACUGCCGACAGCGUCUUCUGCCCGCACUACGAGAAGGUCAGCGGGGACUACGGCCACCCCGUCUAUAUAGUCCAGGAGAUGCCCCCACAAAGCCCCGCCAACAUCUACUACAAGGUCUGAACUCCAACUGGUGUGAAUUCGCUGGUCACUGAUGCCCUUGUAUUAUUAUUAUUCUUAUUGUUAUUAUUAUUAUUAUGGCUAAUGUUACAUCUAUAGUUACGAUGAUUCUGGAGAACUCCUGGUAAGCUGCUGUCUGGGGUUGCCCCCCCCAGUGCCUCCUUGUUUGUGCACUAUGGCUGAGGGUGGGGAGUGCGGAGCCUGGGGAAAAGGAGGGAAGAAGAAAGAGCAGCAAUGAAGGGGUGGUGACCUCCCCACCUCAACCUGGGUUCCUCCUAAGAAAGUGACUCUAAGCCUGACUCAGAGAAAAGGAGAGGGAGGUGAAAUGAGAGGACUGGCUGGACGUUGGCUCAUUUCAGCGUUCGUUUCUCCCCGUCGCCAGAGACGUUGUGGGGAUUCAAAGCAAGAGCUGUGCAUGGACGAUCACGCAGGGCUCCCGACACGUCCCGUCUAACCCACGGACGACGUUCGCUCAUGAACAGUUUUGACAUUUCUUAAUUGCUUCUCCGCUUUAAGUCCCAUUUUUUCCUCAUCGCCCACCAUCUGUUUUUAGUGUAAUUUUCUCACUAUUGUCACUUGAAGGCUAAAAAAAUCGUAUUGUUUGAUUAUAGGUUUUAAUGUUUCUCUUUCUCAUUUCAGUGUUGUUCUCUCGCAAAAUUGCUCUUGAACCUUGAAAUUGUCUCAGAUCUGUCCUGCUUGUGUUUUUUGCGCUGGCCAUACAUUACAUAGACACAGAAAUGAUUUAACACACAGUGGCCACAGGGUAGAAAUGCAGAGAUGGGGGGAAGGGGAGGUGAGGGGGAGGAUGAAGGAUUUGUACGUUAGUCAACUGGACAAGAUGGGGAGCGUGUCUGAUGUCUGUCUGUCUCUGAGUGAAGACUCACCGCCUGCUCUGGUGUCAGGCUGCCGGUGGCAGGGGGGAGGGGCAGCAGAAGAUGAGUGCAGCACUUUUUAAAGCGCCACCGCAUCCAUGCAGCAGCAGCAGGGGUGGUGGUGCUGCUUUAAAACAGCCAAUCAGAGCCUCUCCAGCUCUUUUUUUAGUUGAGCUAUGAAUAGUGUCUAGUUACCUUUGUUGUUCGCCCCCUGUAGGGUGGAGGACUCAACUACAAGAGAAUAGGACUGGCUUCAAGUUGGCUCUGGGAUAGAGGGAGAGUCGAUGAGUUUAAGGUACAGGCAAUAAGAAUAAAACCUUGCCUUACUGCCGUUUAACUGAAUAGAUUUAAAAAGAACCCUAGUCUAGCUCAGCAAAGCCCUUGGCACCAAGCUGUCUGUCUGUGGACAGAGCCAAACUCUGCCGAAGGGCCACCACAGGGUCAUUACUGGGUCACUGCUGGGUCACCAGAAGAAGUCUGGUGCUUUCCCCAACGCAAAGCACAUAACAUCAGCCACUAACUCACUCUUUCCAUUUCAUUUUAGUGUUUUUAUCUCUUCGCUUUUCUUUGCAGAUAGAUGUACCAUUUAAAGGGGAGAUGUAAACAGACAUGAGAAAAUAAAAAAAAGAAUUUAUUUAUGAUAGAUGCAUGGAGCACAGGUGAUAUUUUGGAGGAUAUGAAAAGUUAGUACUGUUUUAUGGUAAAUGCACAUUAUGCAAGCUAGGUUUUUAUGAUUAUCAUCAUUUUUAAUUCCCUUUUGUACUUUUUUCCCAGACAAAUGUCUAAGCUGCCUUUUUAAAAACAAAGGCCUGGAGAAGGGGAAGGAAGGGUCAGCUUGGACUGAUUCCCUUGGGGGAAAAAUAUCUCCGAUUGAUAAUGGCUAAAAUCAGUAUACAUGCACAAGAAUGAGUUUGUCUCGGUGGUACAGUACUCUGGACUGUGCAGAGUAAGAAGCUGUGAUGCGUCAGACAGGUCUAGCCCAGUGUUUCCACAGCAUAUCCCACACUGCUGCACUGUAGCAUAUCCCACAGGAUGAUGGGAAAAUUCCCAUGUUCCCUUUCUUUAGACUUUUUUUUUGUGUGUGUGUACAUAAGUGUGUGUGUAUGAGUACCACCUAAAGUCAAACAGUAAAGUAAACGGCUAUUUUUGUAUGAUCAAUGCAAAUUUCCUUUUUAUUCUACACUUUUACAUGUUACGACACUUGUAACUGCCUGAGGUGAAUAUGUCAAAAGACAAAAACAGGAACGACAGAAAACCAGAGGGUAUGAGGAAUGGUGGUGGCUUUCACCUAGUUAGUCCAGUAAUUUGCAUUUUUUUCACUCCUUCAUUGAGAACAUGACUCCUACCACAAAAUCAAGCCUUGUGUGACCUGAGCCUGUGGCUCUGCAAGGAGCUACAGUCUGCAAAUAUGCAAUUUUUAUCCAUGUUUUAAUUUUUUAACAGUAAGAAAAAAACACCCAUAAAAAGUGUUCUUAUGGUAAUAAUGGCAAAGUACGUCACGUGAACCUGCUGUUAGUUAAUUAUUUUACUUUUGAUUUGUGUUAUUUUUUUGUAAACCGGAUCCUUCAGUAAUGUUUUUGACUCUGUGCCGUAGUUAUGAAGUAAACUGUGAAAAAAAAAAAAUAAGGCAACAUGCAUCUGGUAGGUUACUUAAGGAAAGCAUAAACAGAAAACAAAAAAAACAAUUGUUUUAGUUCCUGUCCGACUUGGGCAGAAUAUGACAAUCUUAUUAGUUUCUUUGAAUCUGAAGACCUUACCCAGCAAGCACAUAACAUUCUAAUAACAUUGCUGUGACGUUAUAUCAACUUGAUAGAAAUGCUGCAACGUUACAGCAAUGUUGUAACAACGUUGAACGUUAGCUGGGCUUUGCGUCUUUAGGCUACUGUAAAAUGCCUUGCUCUUAUGGUCAGCCCUGGUCACUUGACUCUGAAAUUUGCACCGUACAGCUGUAGUUAAGAUAUUGUAAAUACGUUAACGUUUGUAUUGUAUAUUGAACCUGGGUUGUUACAAUAGCCUUAUUCACCUUUUAAAAAAAGUCAACAUAGAAAAAGUGAGAAAAAAAAAACAAAAUACACAACAGUAAAACUAUGUACUUUUUGGUUACCAACUUGUGUAAAUAUUGAAAAGAAACCUGACAAAAGUUUUUUUAUAAACUCUUAAGUAAGAUGUUUUGUAUAAAUUUUGAAUUUUUUGCAAUGUAUUUUAGCUAGAGCUCGUCAGAAAGCCUGUAUCCUCCCAUCCCCCCCCUUUUGCACUGUUUCAUGGAAAUUUGGUUAAAAAAGAAAGGAAAAAAAAAUCUUGCCAAACCGACUGCUGCAUAUUUGUGCCAUAGGUGUGUACCAUAAAUAUUUAUUUAAUUUGUUUCUUUUAUUUUGUUUAAUUUUUGUCCAGUUUGUAAGUAACAGUAUUAUGAUUGAGUUGUACGUUUGUCUCCCUGUUUUCUUUAGUCUGUUCCGGGUUCUAGGUGGCUUUAGUCCUGCCCUGCAGCUGACAUGGCCAGGCUGUGAAUAAUGACACACAUUCCACCUGUCUAUUA